Messenger RNA from Ostrea edulis (European flat oyster), 2803 nucleotides. Its product is annotated as fibroblast growth factor receptor 3-like. The record is from RefSeq and is a predicted model, not a curated record. The transcript is spliced from 10 exons. Bases 1462 to 2688 code for a protein of 408 amino acids. Gene Ontology annotation, cellular component: axon; plasma membrane. Gene Ontology annotation, molecular function: cell-cell adhesion mediator activity. Gene Ontology annotation, biological process: homophilic cell-cell adhesion; dendrite self-avoidance; axon guidance. Lineage: Eukaryota; Metazoa; Mollusca; Bivalvia; Ostreida; Ostreidae.
UUUUUUUGGUUGGGUUUUUUUCUUCAUUUUUUUACGUUUGGCAGGAAGUUCAUGUCACACGAAUACAGUGAUUGGUGUCCAGUUAUCGCUGUAGACAAUGUAGCGAAUCGUAUAACGGUUACAGGCUAUUCUGCUCUAUGACUGAAUACAUUGCAUUCCUUUCAAAGUAGCCACUGCCGCAUCUUCGGAAAAAACUAUACACGGAAGGGAACUGGUUAGGUUGUUGGAUUUUUUUUGUGGUUUCUUUAAACAAGAGUAGCGACCAGUGAUGUCUGUAGUUGGACGAAUUGUCUGUGAAGUAAACAGAAAAAUCAGUAUGAGUGAAAAAUUCUCAACAGGACGUAAGAAAACAAUAAUCGCGUAAUCGGGAGGUAAUCUUCAAAAGAAACCCGAUUAUCUCCGGUGUACUUUUGUUUCAUUUCAGACAUAGUAACUCUUCUGUUUUAUUUUGUUUUCCUUUGAAAAUCUAAAUGAUAAUGAUAUAUUUCGAUUGCUUACUGAAGCUCAUGGUAUUUUUUUUUUUCGUAUCACCCGCUGUUAACACGGUAUCCGAUGUCCAAUAAGCCAGUUUGAAAGCACUCGUUGCUGCUUCUAAAGCGUGAGGCCUGGGACUCAUAAGAAAGGAAACUGUAAGGAUCAUUAAUACAUCAUUUUGAUAAAAAUCCUUAAAUGUUUCAUGAGUAAAUUGUGCAAAUUAUUUUUUUUCGGCGAUCGUUGUUCGUUAUGCAGGAUAUAAAUUAUUUGCCAUGCGAAGUAAUCAGCAUCAAGGCAUCACACCGGUAAUUAUUUUCACUAUUUAUUACUAAGGAGGGGGGAUCAUUAAAAAUCAGUUUGAAGAAUUGAUGCCGAAUAACGCAGUCGGAAACGUCCUAUGUUACCUAUCUCGUCUGCCGACACCAGAAAAACAACACCCUACGUGGCAUUUUCGAAAAAAAUUUACCCGCGAACAAGAAAUCCACGUAUUUUUCACAUGUUUGUAAACAGCCGGAGUACACCUCAGGAAGUAGCCUCAGCUACCAACAGCAAAUAGUUCCUUUGUAUACACUUGUUUCUUUCUACAAAUUACACAAAAUUUCCUAAUAAGGGGUACAUAAAUUAAGAGAAGAGAAAAUGAGAAAAAUCGCGCAAAAAACAAAUUCUUUUAAAUAUAUGAAACUACAAUUGACUAAGUUCAUUUUGAUUGGACAAUUACCGGUGUGAUACCUUAAUUAUUUAAUUUCUAAGUACGCUGAUUCCGAUGUACUGUUGUUAAAAUUCACACCUUGAUGUAAACUCUCAUGGAGGAAUAGCUCACAAGUAGAUAAACUAUACACCCAGCAUACACCCAGUGCGGUGGAAACUGACCAUUUCAAUCGGUCACUUUCAGGAGUACUGGAUUUGCACCAACAUGCAUCUAAAGGAAAACCAGGAGCAUUGAGAAAUUUCAUAAGAAUUUUACAAGGGACAUUAUUCCUUCAAGAAAUGGGUUCAAUUCGGACUGUGACUAUCGUAUCUAUUAUUGCUCUGAAUUGUGUUUUAACGUUGGCCAGGACAACUGCACCAUCCACUGGCGAAGCCCCUUUGUUGAAACGAGGGGAGGACCUAGCGUUAGAGUCCGUCAAAGUGAACGAGGGCUCUAAGUUAAGACUGCGAUGUAAAGUUUCCGGUGAUCCUAGACCGUAUACUACCUGGUACAAGGAUGGGGAAAUGAUCCAACCACGACAUUAUAAAAAUCUAAGAACAAACCGCCAUUCCUUGCUGAUAAUUCAACCUCGGGAACAGGACAGCGGGCUGUAUUCCUGUCACAAACAGAACCAGUAUGGGGAGGUGUGGAAAAACUACUCAGUCACAGUCAAAAAUGAAAAGAAAGGUUGGGAACCCAACAUUGUUGAUUGCAAGUCCCCUGGCCCACCACAGUUUAAGGACAGAGGUGAUCUAAACGACUGGAUAGCCAGACCCUCUCAAGCACCUGUUGAAUUUAAAUGCAAUGUAUGUGGUAAACCUAACCCCAAUGUCACGUGGUAUGUGAGUGGACGACACAUCGACACAAGCCUUAUUGGUACAAAGUAUAGAAUAAAAAGGAGGACGUCCUUGACCGUGGAAUUUCUGACGAAGAAAGAUGCUGGAAAUUACACCUGUGUGGCUCAGAACAAACACGGAUCUAUCAAUCACACUUACGAACUCGUAGUUAUUGAUCGGGUGCUUACAAAGCCUGUGAUCCAAGGACCGGUGAACAAGACCGUGACUUACAUGGACGACGUAAAGUUUGAAUGUAUAGUUGUCAUGAGUGACCUUCAGCCUGUCAUCCAGUGGUUGAAACAUUACACGGUCAAUGGGUCCUUCACCAAUGAGGAUGAAGAGCCCUACGUCCAUAUCAUCCAGCAAUCCUCCUUCAACGUGACCAGGCCUGAAAUAUUGUACAUAAGAAACGUGACUUAUGAGGAUGCUGGGUGGUAUACCUGUUUAGUGACCACCUCCAUGGGGCGAGCCUACCAAAGUGCCCGGCUGACCGUUGAAGAAAACCUGUCUACAAGUGGUCAAGUCGGAGAAAUUAAUCCACCCAAAGAGGAAGCCGAUGAUGACUGCUCGGAAAAAUUAGUGAACAUUCAAAGCGAGCGACUGUUUGUUGAAAAGGAAAGACUUGAAAUCGAGAAAAAGCGACUGGAAAUCGAGAGUCAGAGAUUAGAAAUUGAAAAACAGAAACUUUAAACUUCACAACAGCAUCAAACAGUAUACAUGUAUCUGUCUCAAUUAACAAUUCAAUACGUGUCCCAAGUAGUAGUUGACAUCAAAGCACGAAUUGAAUAAAAGAUUUAAAGCAUUA